AUCGGUGUGCGCCUGCGCACGGGAAGCCGGAGGAGUCUUACCCUAAUGUAAGAUGGUGGCCCGUCUGGCUGUGGAACCCACCGAAAGCUGAGAGUCUCUCUCUCAGCCGUAAAGGUCGGACUCGCUGAAGCAAUCAGGCCCGGUGCUGAAGAGUUUUUUCCCCGACACUCGUUCAGGGGUCUCUUGUGAGGACGCGGCAGCGCGUGGAGUCGGCUGAGGGCAAAGCGAGGCAAGUCAGGCGGGUCGUUGAAGUUCUACAUUUUAAUUCUCAGUGCUGAACUUCUUUCUCCCUUAAAUUAUUAUAAACUUUUGCUGCUGUUUAAUAAACGUGAAGAUGUCUCGCAGUCCUGAUGCGAAGGAAGACCCUGUGGAAUGUCCUCUUUGCAUGGAGCCCUUGGAGAUAGAUGAUAUCAAUUUUUUCCCUUGCACCUGUGGCUACCAGAUUUGCCGAUUUUGUUGGCAUCGAAUUCGCACUGAUGAAAAUGGGCUUUGUCCUGCAUGUAGAAAGCCAUAUCCAGAAGACCCAGCAGUUUAUAAACCCCUCUCCCAGGAGGAACUGCAAAGGAUAAAGAAUGAGAAGAAACAGAAACAAAAUGAGAGAAAACAGAAAAUAUCAGAAAAUCGCAAACAUUUGGCUAGUGUACGUGUUGUACAAAAAAACCUCGUCUUUGUUGUAGGCCUGUCUCAGCGCCUAGCAGAUCCAGAGGUUUUAAAACGGCCAGAAUAUUUUGGGAAGUUUGGUAAAAUACAUAAAGUUGUCAUCAAUAAUAGCACAUCAUAUGCGGGAUCACAGGGUCCAAGUGCCAGUGCUUAUGUAACCUAUAUCCGGUCAGAAGAUGCUCUCAGAGCCAUACAGUGUGUCAACAAUGUGGUGGUAGAUGGCAGAACACUUAAGGCAUCUCUAGGUACAACAAAAUACUGCAGUUACUUCUUAAAGAAUAUGCAGUGUCCAAAGCCUGACUGUAUGUAUCUACAUGAAUUGGGGGACGAGGCCGCCAGCUUCACAAAAGAGGAAAUGCAGGCAGGUAAACACCAAGAAUAUGAACAGAAGCUACUUCAAGAAUUAUAUAAAUUAAACCCCAAUUUUCUUCAACUAUCUACGGGUUCAGUUGAUAAGAAUAAAAACAAAGUGACGCCACUUCAGAGGUAUGAUACCCCCAUUGACAAACCUUCAGAUUCUCUCAGUAUAGGGAAUGGUGAAAAUUCCCAGCAGAUAUCUAACAGUGAUACGCCUUCACCACCACCCGGUUUAUCAAAAUCUAACCCAGUCAUCCCUAUCAGCUCAUCCAAUCACAGUGCACGGUCUCCUUUUGAAGGGGCAGUAACUGAGUCACAGUCGUUAUUCUCAGAUAACUUUCGACAUCCCAACCCUAUUCCAAGUGGGCUCCCUCCUUUCCCUAGCUCCCCACAGACACCCAGUGACUGGCCUACAGCACCAGAGCCACAGAGCCUCUUCACAUCAGAAACAAUCCCAGUAUCAUCGUCUACAGACUGGCAAGCAGCAUUUGGCUUUGGUUCUUCUAAACAACCAGAGGAUGACUUGGGUUUUGAUCCCUUUGAUGUCACUCGAAAAGCCUUAGCAGACCUGAUUGAAAAGGAACUGUCAGUCCAAGACCAGCCCUCCCUUUCACCCACAUCUCUUCAGAACUCCUCUUCACACACUACAACCGCCAAAGGCCCGGGCUCUGGGUUCCUGCAUCCAGCUGCACCUGCAAAUGCCAACUCUCUCAGUAGUACCUUUUCAGUCUUGCCACAGAGGUUCCCUCAAUUUCAGCAGCACCGAGCGGUUUAUAAUUCAUUCAGUUUUCCAGGCCAGGCAGCCCGCUAUCCUUGGAUGGCCUUUCCACGCAAUAGCAUCAUGCACUUGAACCACACAGCAAACCCCACCUCAAAUAGUAAUUUCUUGGACUUGAAUCUCCCGCCACAGCACAACACAGGUCUGGGAGGGAUCCCUAUAGCAGGGGAAGAAGAGGUGAAGGUUUCGACCAUGCCACUGUCAGCCUCUUCCCAUUCAUUACAACAAGGACAGCAGCCUCCAAGUCUCCACACUACUGUGGCCUGACCCCGAACUGAGAGGAGAGGAUUAGACUCUGGGGUGCUUGCAUGGGCAACCGGAUUGUUGCAUGAUUCUUUCUGAUUUUGCAUUUAAUGUAUACACCCAAAAGAGCCAAUAUAAACGUUCCUCAUGCCUACAACUAGUGUGUUACCUCAUAGCUGCUCCAGUAUUUCUUCCUUAGGCCUUUAACACGAUUUAUUAGCAUAAUAAUAAUUUUGGCAUUGUUUCUCAUGAGUGAUCCUAUUUUUAACUCACACAAAUAAACUUGUAGCACUAAUUAAGAUCCCAGAUGAGAUUAGCUAGAAUUGUUCUUAUUUUGGCUCUCUUAUUGAACAUAUACAAAGAUAAUGGUAGUUCCUUGUUUUCUGAUUUGUGAAAAAAAUGGUAAUAUCCUAAUAUACUCAUGAAUACUUUGAAAAUUAAGAAGAUAAUGUCGUAUUGCAUUCUUUGAAUACUUGAGAAGAAAGAAUACAUAUAAAACAAAAUUGGUGGUGUCAUUUUAUGCUCAGAAGGAUGUUGUCAGCAAUUGUUUUUAGUUGUAUGGAUUUAUAGCCUAUAUUAUGCAUUACAUGUUUAGAAACUGUUUUUGUUCUCUCUCAUUUGCACAUUUGCACUUUCUUUUUGAAUGGUUGUUAAUUAUAUGUAGAAGGUUAAAAGCUAAUUAUUAUAGACUAAAUGCAAUAUAAACUCUUUUCUAACGCACUGCCUAGUAUACCAGGAAAUGCCUCAGAAACAGAAUUUCAACUUAACAGUUGAUUUAUCAGAAACUUGAAUAUGGGGUUAAACAUUGUAUGAGAGAAGCGACCAUAGUAGUGUAACUUCUUUUUUUUUUUUUUUAAACAAACGGUACUUCUGUGGGAUAUCUGUUUGGAAAUUUCAUUGUUUAAUCAUUGAAAUGUGAUAAUAAAACUGUAUUACAAGUACCUGACCAGAAUGGGAUUAAGGUGAAAGAGAAGAGAUUGGGGAGCCUCUAAAAUUAGGCCACAUAAGUUGUCAUAGAUAAGUUUAGUUAUUCACAGAGAAUAGUGGAGUGCUUUAUUAGGACAUAAUGUGAAGUGAUAUUUUUGGAUAAUACACAAUUUCUAAAAAAUAGUUUUAAAACUGAUAAUGAAAGAAAAUAAACAGUUUGAUUCUGAACAGUGGACCAAACCUGAUUCAGAAAACAUGACCUAAAUUAAACCACUGGAAAGAAAGGAGAAAGGCAGAGCUCCUCUUGAGGUUUUCAGAAACAAUUGUGACUUCAGAGAUUUGCCUUAACUGGUUACAAAUAUGGAAAGGGUAACAUGAAUACCCCAAAAGGAAGCCUAGGGAUUUAAAAUAACAAUAAAACACCUUCUGAGGAGAAGAUACUAAUAAUCAUGCUGGAGUUGGAGUCUUCAAGGUUACUUCUCUAUAUAAAGUCUGAUUACUUUCUAUUAGAUACAAUACAACAAAUUAAAUGGCUUUGUCCUGAGGUGUGGUGGGAUAAACUAAAAUCUGUUCUUAGAUAUCCUUUGGUUUGGUUAACUGAAGGUGUAGAAACAGCUAGUUACCUGGCCAGUGAAGUUAUUGUUGUGAAAUUCUGCAUAUAUGACAACCUCUAAUUUUUCAGAAGUGAUUUAAGACAGCAUUACAGGAAAUUUAGAAAAUACAAAUAAAAUAUCAUAGGCUUAUUAGACAGAAGCUUUUUUAUCGUAGGUUAACGAUGGUUUCAUUUUUACUGUAAGGGGCAAAGACAUCCAUUUAAUGUCUCUUGUGGUGCUAAGGCUUUGGGGCUUCUUUAACACACUUGGGCUCCCUGUAAUGAGGCUUUAGAGCAGAGCUUUCGCCAGCCUUCAAUGCAAGCCUUUCACCGCCUGGAUCUUCUUACAAAGACAGAAGAGGUGAUUGACUCCUAUUUACUGCUUCUCUGUGUUGAGAGAUAACACCUGGUAAACCAGGCUUCUUUCUUUCCUGGGGUAGCUUUCUCUCUCCUUUCUCACUCCUAGCCUGUGCCAAAAAACUUGCUAGACUUUCUAGAACCCAGAAUUGUUUCCCCGCCUGCUUCUCCCCCUCCCCUCUUCCGCACACGCCAUAUUGCAGGACAGUGCUUCUGGGGCAAUUAGGCACCAACUUAAUAUAUUUUAUCUUUUACCUAGAGAGCUCGAUUAUCUUUUAACUAUAUUUUGUAAUUAUGAGAUCUUGUAAGCCUAAGAAUAAGAAGCCUGACUAUUUUGCAUACUUAAAUUUCAUGUAGUACAGUUUUCUUUUUAAAAAAAUGAAAUCUUAAAAUGGUAGUCAUAAUUAAUUAUACUAAAACGCAGAAGAAAUUACACAACACACAAAAAAAGGCACCACUUCACAAAGCAAGUGAAUUGAUGAAACCAAAUGAUGGUAAAGAAUGAGAAAUUCUAAAAAGCUUCAGAUUGUUCCUGCAUGACCUAUCACGUGCAAGGGAAAUUUUGUAUGCUUUUACAUACUUAACCUUUAAAAGGUGACUAGCCUGUUCCUUCAGUCAGGAAUUAUACCUAGAGUCCAGAACUCUUGCAAAGUUAUGAGUUUUGUGUGUAUGUACAUCUGUCCAUUUUUUUUCUGGGGAGAAGAGCCGUAGUUAUUAGAUCUGUAAAGGGUUUGAUGACACCUCCAAGAAAAAAAGUUAGGAACUUCUGCCUUGAAAUAUUUUUAGUGCCACUGUAGGAAAUAGAGGCCUAGACUGAAUGAUUUUAGUCACACGAUGAAUGUCAAAUACCUCUUUAUUUUCUUCAAGGUUCCAUUAGACCAUAUAUUCUGAUUAAUAAUACUUUUCCUUUUUAGCCUACUGUUUUGUUUUUCCAGGUUGGUGCUGUUGUAUACUCUCCCCUUAUUUCAACAAGCAUUAAUUAAAUAUUUGAGUGCCUAUUUUAAUUAAAUAUUUGAGUGUAGUAACCUGAGCUAGAUCUUGAGGGAUAUAAGGUUGUGUAAACUAUAGACCCUGCCAUCAAGGAUAAUAGUUUAGUGACAGUUUUAUUUCACAUUAUUCCUAUAAGGUCAGCUCUUGAUAUAUUUUAACCAUACGAACAGCCAUGGCAGUCCAGACUUAUUUCCUUCUUUAUCACUCUGACAGUGACAACAAAGUAUUGACUACUGAUACUUGAAAUUUUAAAAUAUAUGAUGAUUGGGCAGAAGUGAAAAAAAUCUUAACAGGGAAGACAUCCAUUCGUUAUUCUAAUUUAGGUAUUUCUCAGUCGUGUGUGCAUGCUCAUGUCUCUUACUCUUUACUUAGUGUCCUGGAACUCAAGUAGAGCUUUCUAUAUAUGUGUCCUUUUAAAGAAAACAGCUUUAAUGCAUUGUGUCUGUGCACAUUGUUACUGACAUGGCUCCUGUUUGUACGGUAUCCCAGGCACCUUCAAGACUGCCAGAGCUCUCUUCUGCCGGGACACAGGCUUGUAGGGAGCUGCUCCCUCAGAGACAUUGCCUCAGAAAGCCAAGAGAAAGGAACGAAUUGCAGGUGCACUGACAUCUUACAAAAUGAACACACUGCAUUUGUUACAUAUAUGCAAAAAAUGGGGGACAUUUUUCCUAUGUCGAGUUGUAAGGUUUGGGAUUUUUUUGUUUCUUUGAUCAUGAAAUUUCCCCAAAUCUGCUUAAUUGGCUGUAAGACAUAGACAUAACUGAAA
This is a messenger RNA of Hipposideros armiger (great roundleaf bat), 5670 nucleotides long. RefSeq names its product CCR4-NOT transcription complex subunit 4 (gene CNOT4). The transcript has 11 exons. Gene Ontology annotation, cellular component: CCR4-NOT complex. The coding region runs from base 335 to 2062 and encodes 575 amino acids. Lineage: Eukaryota; Metazoa; Chordata; Mammalia; Chiroptera; Hipposideridae. The record is from RefSeq and is a predicted model, not a curated record. Gene Ontology annotation, biological process: protein ubiquitination. Gene Ontology annotation, molecular function: RNA binding; metal ion binding; ubiquitin-protein transferase activity.